This is a messenger RNA of Pediculus humanus corporis (human body louse), 1689 nucleotides long. RefSeq names its product rubredoxin-NAD reductase, putative. The record is from RefSeq and is a predicted model, not a curated record. The coding region runs from base 1 to 1689 and encodes 562 amino acids. Gene Ontology annotation, cellular component: cytoplasm. The transcript is spliced from 10 exons. Gene Ontology annotation, molecular function: flavin adenine dinucleotide binding; 2 iron, 2 sulfur cluster binding; oxidoreductase activity, acting on NAD(P)H. NCBI's taxonomy places the organism in Eukaryota, Metazoa, Arthropoda, Insecta, Psocodea, Pediculidae.
AUGGGUUCGUCUAUAUCUAAAGGCAGGAAAUACAGUCCCACGAAAUCAGUUACUCGCAAAAAUCCUAAUCCUUUUUUAGAGCAAGCUACAUUCAGUUGCAGUGAUUCAACCGUGCCAAGAAGCGAAAUCAUCGAAGAAAUCGUGUGCCAAGAAAAUGAAAUCGAGGAAAAUGGAAUGAAAGUAGUUGAUGUAGGUGGAGAAGAUGGAGGAAAAGUAUUGCUCGUAAAACAAAAUGGAAAAAUAUCAGCUUUGGGUACUAAAUGUACUCACUACGGUGCUCCCCUCGUUAAUGGAGUUUUGGGUGAUGGACGAGUAAGAUGUCAGUGGCACGGAGCCUGUUUCAAUAUUGCCAACGGGGACAUUGAGGACUUUCCUGGCCUAGAUAGUUUACCGUGUUAUGAAGUCGAAGUGAGCGAAGAAGGUAACGUGAAGGUCCGAGCCGACAAACAAUUACUUCAGGCUAAUAAACGUGUUAAACCGUUUGUAAGGACGCUCAAAGCUAAAACUUUAACGUUUAUGGUUGCCGGAGGAGGGGCAGCGGGUGCUAAUUGUGUCGAAACACUCCGGCAGGAAGGUUUCGAAGGAAGAAUCAUUUUUGUCAUCGGUGAAAAUUAUUUGCCCUACGACAGAAUCAAAAUAAGUAAAUCUUUGGACGUCGACGCGGAAAAAAUUCUUUUACGUUCGGCCGAAUUUUAUCGCGAACGUAACAUUGAGCUUAUGAUGAACACUCAAUUGACGGAAUUGAAUCCGAGGGGAAAGUUGGCCACACUGAGCAACGGUCAACAAAUACAAUAUGAUAAAAUAUUUUUAGCGACGGGUUCGACACCGAGAAAACUCUGCACGACCGGUAGCCAUUUAAAAAAUAUUUUCGUCAUAAGAACCAUCGACGAUGGAAAAGAAAUAAUGAAAGUUUUAACGAAAGAUUCCAAAGUUGUAAUUUUAGGAACGUCUUUUAUAGGUAUGGAAGCUGCAGCUUUUUGUUCGGGCAAAGCGAAAUCAGUUGUUGUUGUAGGAAGAAAUAAACCUUUUAAGAUGUCUUUGGGUGAAGUUAUCGGCGACAGAGUCAUGAGAUUGUUUGAGGAUAACAAAGUGACCUUCCGAUUGAAUCAAACCAUUGAAAAGUUUGAGGGAGAAAAUGGAACGUUAACGGGUAUCGAAUUGAGCGAUGGUUCCAAGUUAGAAUGCGAUAUUUGUAUCAUCGGAAUAGGUGUCACAUCCAAUACCGAUUAUUUAAAACCUGAAACUAUGAAACUUGGAAAAAAUAACGCGAUCGAUGUGAACGAGUAUUUGCAAUCGCAAUAUUCUGACGUUUAUGCUGGUGGUGAUAUUGCAAUAGCUCCCGUAUUAGGGCAAAAAGCAAAUAUAGGCCACUGGGGACUUGCUAAUUAUCACGGUCACAUAGCCGCAUUAAACAUGUUGGAGAAAAAAAAACCGUUGAAUGCGGUUCCCUUUUUCUGGACGAUGUUAUACGGAAAAGGUUUUCGUUAUGCAGGAUACGCAAGUAGUUACGACGAUGUAGUAAUCGAUGGAAAUGUCGAAGAUUUUAAAUUUAUUGCAUUUUAUUGUUCGGGAAAUAAUGUCCUUGCAGUGACUACAAUAGGUCGCGAUCCACUAGCCGCAAAAUUUGCCGAAAUGCUAUACGAAGGGAAAAAACUUUCCAAAAAUAAAAUUCAAAAUUGGCUUAAAUAA